This is a messenger RNA of Crotalus tigris (Tiger rattlesnake), 2147 nucleotides long. Its product is annotated as retinol dehydrogenase 8-like. The record is from RefSeq and is a predicted model, not a curated record. Gene Ontology annotation, cellular component: cytoplasm. The transcript has 7 exons. NCBI's taxonomy places the organism in Eukaryota, Metazoa, Chordata, Lepidosauria, Squamata, Viperidae. The coding region runs from base 113 to 1060 and encodes 315 amino acids. Gene Ontology annotation, biological process: estrogen biosynthetic process. Gene Ontology annotation, molecular function: estradiol 17-beta-dehydrogenase [NAD(P)+] activity.
UUUGAAGAAGAUGUAAGGAUACAAAGUUUUUAGGAAGUUCAAGUGUUUUCAAAAGAUUCUUAAAAAUCCUUUUUUGGGGGAGUCUACAUUUCUCUCCUUCACAUUAGGCACUAUGUCUCCCAAAACUGUACUGAUAAGAGGUUGUUCAUCUGGCAUUGGGCUGGCUUUGGCUGUUAAACUAGCAAAAGAUAAGCAGAGGAGGUUCAAAGUGAUUGCCACAAUGAGGAACGUCACCAAGAAAGAAAAGCUGGAAGCAGCUGCAGGGCCAGCACUCAACCAGACUCUAGAGAUCAAACAGCUGGAUGUCUGCGAUGAGAAAUCGAUCCACAACUGUAUUAACAGCAUUCCUCAGAGACAUAUUGAUAUCCUCAUCAACAAUGCUGGGCUUGGCUUUAUUGGUCCUAUUGAGUGUCAAUCAAUUGAAGACAUGAAGGCUAUAAUGGAAACCAACUUCUUUGGUGUAGUAAGGAUGAUUAAAGAGGUCUUACCAGACAUGAAGAAAAGGAGGAGUGGACACAUUGUGGUCAUCAGUAGUGUCCUGGGUUUGCAAGGCAUCAUUUUCAACAUCUACGCCGCAUCCAAAUUUGCCAUUGAAGGUUUCUGUGAAAGCCUUAUUAUCCAAGCACUCAGAUUUAAUAUCUUUUGUCAUUUGAUAGAACCUGGUCCAGUGGUAACUGAGUUUGAGAUGAAAAUCUAUGAAGAUGCAGAAAAAGCUGACUAUUCCCAGACAGAUCAUGAGACUGCUGAGAUAUUUUCUCAAAUUUACAUGAAAAAUUCCAGAGCCAUCUUUUCCAACCUGAGUCAAACACCUGAAGAUGUAGCUGAGAUGAUAAUAUCCUCUAACUACAGACCGCCCUUCCGUCACCAGACUAAUGCCAUGUAUACCCCUAGGAUGGCUCUCAAGCAAGCUGAUCCCACUGGGGCCCUGAUGACCAAUUCAUUCUAUAAACUGAUCUUCAGAUAUGAUAAGCUUUUGCGCAUUAGCCUAAGGGCCAUCCAGCUUCUCCGCUGGCAAGCCCACAAAGUGAAACAAGGUGCCCGAUUGCUGGGCUUUAGAUAGAGUUCUAUGUGAUGGUAGCCCAAACUGCACUGUCAGCAAGAUGGACGAAUACUUAGGGGUUGUUGCAUGGAAACUAUUCAAGCAAUUGCUUAAUGUAUUAGCUUUAGACUAUUGAACUUACACUUUAUGUCUGUUAACCUCUCUUAACUCCCCAUUCUUGUUUUAUGUGCAUUGUAGCAUUAUUAAUUGCAAUGUGUAUAUAAUUAUUUGCAAAAAAACAGAGAAAAAAAAUAAAACAAAGAAGCAUCAAUAAGAAAAGAAAGAAAAUCAAUUUAUAAACACAAGAAGCAUAGCUGAAAAUCAUUAACAACUGGGAAUUUGCCAAAUUCAGAAGUAUAUAUACAAAAAUAUGGCACACACACACAAUCUUGAGGAGAGAAAAAAAGCAAAAAAAGAGCAUCCAUUUUCAAUAUUUUUGACAAGAAUGAUAUAUUAGGAGAACAAUUAUUAAUAUAACCUGCAAAUAGUAAAUAAAUUUGAUUAACUUUUCCUGCUUUUAAAAUACUUUUUGGAGCAUUUCUAUAGUAGUAAUUUUACAGAAAUACAAUCUACAUUUUAAAACACUAUUGAUAAAAUGAAAGAUAUUUUACUUUUCCAAUAUAUUGCAAUAGUCAAUGGGUAACCAUAAAAAUCGAAUCAAUUCAUUUUGUUGUAUUGUAAAACAACCUUAAUUCACUAUUAAAGGCUUUAAGUAAUUUUCUUGGUUUUUUAAAAAAAACCUCUGAUCAAAGCACUAAUUAAUUGGGCAUUACCACUAAAGUUGAUAAUAUGUACCAAUUAAUUUACACCCCAGAUAACACAAUCUAUUAUAUUUCUAGCCUGCAGAAUUCAUGCUGUGCUAAUGGCAAAUUAAUUUGGAAUUGAGUAUUGUUUAUAUGGUGCAGAACAUUAGAAGGCUGUAUUGUUAUUAUCUCAUUUUGUUGUAUUUUACUCUUUCCAUUAAUUCAGUUUCUUAUCCUGCUUUAUUGCAUUUUAUUGUACCUUUUUAUUUUUAUAUGCUAGGUAAGCCUGUGACUUGAUUCAAUUGAAUUGAAUCUAGCACAGUCAUAAUGUAUACAAUGUAACAUUAAUAAAGUGUAAUACCAUU